GAACUGGGACCUGAGCGGAGCAUCUCGGCUCUUACCUCCUUCGCUCCCUGCGUCUUUGUGCAUUUUGCUUCUUUUCGCCGUAAACGUUCUUGUGAGAAAUUCCAAGGGGAAUCUCAGCCGAGCAGAGGAGGGGCGGGCUCCUGCCCACACCUGGGGAGACCGAAGGGCACCGCUCCUGCGCCGCGCGCGCCGCCAGAGCCCGGAGUGCGGACCCCCCCGGGAUGCCUGCGCCCCAGAGGACCCCCUCCCGCAGCCCCCACAUCGCGCACAGGCCCGCCCGGAGCAUGCUGCCUGCAGCCAUGAAGGGGCUCGGUCUGGCACUGCUGGCCGUCCUGCUGUGCUCCGCGCCCGCUCAUGGCCUGUGGUGCCAGGACUGCACCUUGACCACCAACUCCAGCCAUUGCACCCCGAAGCAGUGCCAGUCAUCGGACACAGUGUGUGCCAGUGUCCGGAUCACUGAUCCCAGCAGCAGCAGGAAGGACCAUUCUGUGAACAAGAUGUGUGCCUCUUCCUGUGACUUCGUGAAGCGACACUUUUUCUCAGACUAUCUAAUGGGGUUUAUUAACUCUGGGAUCUUAAAAGUCGACGUGGACUGCUGUGAGAAGGAUUUGUGCAAUGGGGUGGCUGGGGUAGAGCGCAGCCCCUGGGCCCUGGCAGGGAGCCUCCUGCUUAGCCUGGGGCCUGCCCUGCUCUGGGCUGGGCCCUGAGGUCUGUUCCUUUCUAGGAUCUUCUCAGCUCAUUCCUUGAGCUUGUCACUGCUCCCUCCCCAGCCUCUCCUGGCCGGGGCUGGGGGCAGUCUCAGCCCAGCUCGGUGGCCUGUGGCUCUCACCCCACCCCAGCCAUGAGACCUCCCUGUCUGUCCAUUAGCUCUGAGUGCCAGGCAGCUGGACAUCCCCAGGAAGCCUGGCAUCUGGGCAGAGGGCAGGGGAUUGGGA
Molecule: messenger RNA, 935 nt
Organism: Otolemur garnettii (small-eared galago)
Lineage: Eukaryota; Metazoa; Chordata; Mammalia; Primates; Galagidae
Gene: LY6H
Product: lymphocyte antigen 6 family member H
Exons: 5
Coding region: 222-707 (161 amino acids)
Biological process (GO): acetylcholine receptor signaling pathway
Cellular component (GO): plasma membrane
Molecular function (GO): acetylcholine receptor binding; acetylcholine receptor inhibitor activity
Source: RefSeq, a predicted model, not a curated record